CGGAAGCUUUGUGCUAGCUGCUUUAGUUUUCCGCAGUCUUCCGCGGGUCUCCGGUCUGAACUUCCCGAAAACAGGAAAAAGAAAUGAUGUCCGGUGAUCUUAUUUCGCGGUGAGGUAGAAAGGCAUCACCCAGGUGCGCUAAAUAUGCUCGUGAGGAGUGAAAAGACACACCCUGGCAUCGCUGUUGGAGCUAAACGGAGGUGUUCCUAACUGCAACCGAAGAGCGGAAGUUGUUCAACCGAAACAGCCGGAGUGGUGCAGGCGGUGUUCGUUUAUUGUCGUGUCCAGUGCAGAGAGAAGACCUCGUUGGAGUUUAUAAUUACAGUUCAAACGGCACUUCAACGGGCAGGGGCCAUGAGCAGUGAGCUGAACGUGCCUAUGGGCUCCCCAGCCCCGGGGGUCUCAGAGCGGGCUCCUGAUGGUGGGGGGAUGGACUACAGGGACUGGGUGCGACGCAGUUACCUGGAGCUGGUCAGCUCCAACCACCACUCGGUGCAGGCCCUGUCCUGGAGGAAACUGUACCUGAGCCGGGCCAAGCUGAAGGCCUCCAGCAGGACCUCUGCACUCCUCUCUGGCUUUGCAAUGGUGGCCAUGGUGGAGGUAGAGCUAGAGAUGGAUUACUGUUACCCUCCAGUGCUCCUCAUUGCCUUCAGUGUGUGCACCACCGUGCUGGUGGCAGUGCACCUCUUUGCCCUGCUGAUCAGCACCUGCAUCCUGCCCAACGUGGAGGCUGUCAGCAAUAUCCACAACCUCAACUCUGUCAGCGAGUCACCACAUGAGCGUAUGCACCACUACAUCGAGCUGGCCUGGGGCUUCUCCACCGCCCUUGGCAUCCUGCUGUUCCUAGCAGAGGUGGUGCUCCUGUGCUGGAUCAAGUUUCUACCAGUAGACUCGAGCCUGUCCGGACCACCCUGCAGAACCUCGACAGCCACCGCUGGGACGCAGCCUACAACAGCACCUGUGCCACAGGACAGCGGCUGGAAAGCCGCGCUGGCCUCCACCAUCAUCAUGGUGCCAGUGGGGGUGAUUUUUUUGGUGUUCACCAUUCACUUUUAUCGCUCUUUGGUGCGCCACAAGACAGAGCGUCACCACCAGGAGAUCGAGGAACUGCACAAGAUUAAGGUGCAGCUAGACGGCCACGAGAGAGGCCUCCAGACUGUGUGAUGACUUGAUGGCAGCUUUAAGGACUUCCUUUGUAUCCCAUAUUUAUCUACCCCCGUCCCCUUUCUGAUGUUUGUUCUAUUCUUUGUUGAUGCCUCGCUUGGACUCAUAAGUUGAGUUUGAAAGCUGUCCACUUUGCAGCACAGACAGCCGAUACAAGUCAGACUGCUAAUUUAUUCUUAAGGCAAAGUUGCGUUAUAGUGUGUUUUCGAUGUGUAAUGUGUGUUGGUCAUGGAUAAUGUACAUAGGUUUACAGAAAAAGGGCUUCUACGUUCUGUGUGCCAUUUUUGUGCCAUGUCUGUUUUCAUGUUCGGGUUGGGCAACAAUAGCUAGAAGCUAACUUAUCUCACUGCCUUAAGUUAGUUGCCAUAAUGGCAAAAUUAAACUAGACUGUUGAUUGACACUGUGCUCUCUGUAAGCUGGUUCCUGAGCAGAAUGUUGCCGCUAAUGAUUAUGUUUGAUAUUGAUUAAUCUGCCAGUUGUGUUCCCUGUAGACUAUUUAUUUAGUCUGGACGAUAUCAAAAAAUAUUGGAAAAAUGCUCAUGAAACUUCCCAGAGCCCAAAUACUCAAAAAAAGUAGUAAAUCUCAUUUCCACACAAGACAUUUUUGCUUUGAAAAGGACAAAUAACAAUUAAGAGUUAAAUUCUUAUGAUUGAUCAAUUCAUCUCUAUAGCUCUAUUCUUUAUUAGUAGUUCAACAACAGUGCUUCAGUGGUGUGUCAGUUUCAGUAGUACGAGGUUGAACUCUUAUUUAUAAAUCAUUGAUUUAUAUCACAUCAUUGAUGAUUUAAAGUUCCCAAUUGUAGGAAAGGUGAUUGUUGAGUCUCACUCCUAACUCGUCAAUUACUGAUGCUUUGGGUCUACUGGCAGACUGAACCUACAUAUCCAAAGCAUUAGUAUAUAUGGACCUGUAAACCCAAACCAUCUGUGUUUGACAAGUAGGGAUUAUGACAUGUCUAUUAACUGUCUUCCAAAUUGAACCUUUAAGCUGAUGAAUUGAAUAGCUAUGAGUUGCAAGUUGCUUAGAAAUAAUAAGGUUUGCCAAAGUAAAUUCACGCAAGACCACUGCUAAAAGCUGAAGGGUGCUGAUCAGAUACUUUGAGUUUUAUUUCUUUAUAAAUCUAGUUCUCUGUAUGGAUGCAAUUAACGUUCAUCGUCAUUGUUAAACUAAGCUUACUAGCUAACGGCAGCUACAGGAAGCAGCAGUAAGUGGCCACUGGCGAUGUGCUGCCCGCAACUUGUUUUGAAUGCAAAUUCGACCGGUGGCCAGUUCUUACAUAUUGUACUUUUUUUGAAGAAAUGCUCUGGCAGAUUUAAUCACUUAUUAAAAGAGUUAAAGUUUAAAAGAAUAGUUGACUAAUCAGUUAAUCGUUGCACCUGUUGAUCCUUGUAGAUGUUGAACGUCUCUUAUGGAUUCAAUAAGAGAUUCUAAAAGGUUUGGAUUAACUAAGGUGAUUCAGAUUGGAGGAAACGCUAUUGAACCCCAACCCUGUUUCUGUGGAUUUUGUGGCGAGCGCACGCCUCAGUGUUCACGCUCAACCUGCUCCUCAGUCAGGCUCAUAUUUCACAUAAACCGUAGCCUGUUGUUUUAACCUUUUAAGAGUCCAGUCAUUUAUCACACUGCAUGUGUUUAGUAAGAAAAGAAGGUCUGUUGUUGAGUCUUAAAAAAUGUAACAUCCUGUCUUCACUGUUUUUUUUUUUUUUACAGACAAGCAUCAAACACUUUGUCAAAUUCUUCCUUCGAAUAGCUUUUACUGUCUAUUACAAAGAUCAUGGGCCUGUGUAUAAGGUGCCAUACCAGUCAACUCUGCAUACUGAUGCUGCUCUAAGUGCUUAAUUAUGUGUCACAGUCCAAAUAUAGUUCUGCCUUACAGAGUUGUUGCCUUUUAUGAACUGCUGUUUUUGCUUGAGGUCAUAACACAAGCAGAUCUGUUUGCCGAGAGUGCAGUUAAGUUAAAAAGUGUUAAUGUUGAGCUGGAUGGCGGUCCAAAGGGCUGGAGAAAAGGUCAAAAUGGUGAAGCGAUUGAAAUGAGAACAGUUGCACAAUGCAUGUUUUAAAAAAGCAUGACCCAGUAACCCCCAGUUUACUGUAUACGCUAAAUAUCCGAGAACUUUCUGUUAGAGUUGGCGCUGCCUUCAAUGAAGUCAAAGAUGUUACUGUGGUUUUUUUUUUAAAAAAAAGUCAAAUGUACCAACCUGUUUUUACAUUCCAAAUAAGAUGACUGACCAAAGUGUUGCUCAGUUGUUUGUUUCUUGCUUCUCAGAGGAGACAAAAGUGCACUUGUAGUUUUUUAGUUGUACAGUGAGUGAGUACUGGGGUUCUUAUCAGAAGAUGUCUUGCUUUGUCUCAUGUUGGUGGAUUUGCUUGGGAAAUGAAUACUGCAGAGGUCGUGGAGACCUGUGUUGGAAGAUGAAAUUCACAGCCUGUGACAGACUUCCAAAAUAAAAGUGAAUAUUAAAGGUU
Messenger RNA from Acanthopagrus latus (yellowfin seabream), 3625 nucleotides. It is a transcript of the gene orai2, whose product is annotated as ORAI calcium release-activated calcium modulator 2. The record is from RefSeq and is a predicted model, not a curated record. The transcript has 3 exons. Gene Ontology annotation, molecular function: store-operated calcium channel activity. NCBI's taxonomy places the organism in Eukaryota, Metazoa, Chordata, Actinopteri, Spariformes, Sparidae. Gene Ontology annotation, biological process: store-operated calcium entry. Gene Ontology annotation, cellular component: membrane. Bases 355 to 1164 code for a protein of 269 amino acids.